AUGGGCGGCGGCUGGCGCGGGCGCGUCGAGUACGAUGAGGCGGACGUCGCGUAUAUUCUCGAGGUAAUGAACCGGACGUCGCCUCCGUGGAACGUGUCGCAGCUUGCGCGCGACCUCGCGCGCGAGCGGCCGGCGCAUACCUAUGCAAGCUAUCAGACCUUUCUGCAGAAGAACAUGCUCGAUCGGCUGCAUCUGCAGCAGCGUCUGCGGGACGCCAAGAUCGCACGGGGCGAGGAUCCGAAAGGCGUGCAUGUCCAGCGCACGACGCGCGCGCGCACACGCGCCGUGCCGACCACGUCGGGGCGCCCACGCGUCGCCGGCGGCAUGAGCGUCGGCGAGCUGCACGCCGCCUUUGCGCCGCGGUCCUCGUCGAUCGAGUCACUGGAUGAGCUCGAGAGCGGCGAGAGCGAGAGCGAGGAGGAGGAGAUGGACGAGGCGGACCUGCUGCGCUUCGAGGAGCGGCAGACGCACACCGACGAGCCGCGGCCGACACCGGCCAAGGUGCGCAAGCGCGAGGCGUUUACGCUCGACGACCGCGAGCUGCUGCUGCGCAGACUCGGCGAGCUCCUUGGCGAGGUGCAGUGGGAGCGCGACGACGCGCCGCCCGAGCUUGGCGCGCCGUUCUGGGCGUCGCUCGAGCAGGCGGCGCCGCGGCACUCGGCGCGCUCGUGGAUGCUGCACUUUGAGCGCUCCGCGAGGCAGUACUGGCGCACGGCGAUGGACCGAUGCGCACUGCGUCUCUCGCCCUCGUCUGUAUUUUACGACGGCCAGGAGGGGAGCGAGGAGCCGGAGGACGAGGCGUCCGAGCCGGAGGACGAGGCGCCCGAACCCUCGGACGAGCCCGAGGCUGCUAACGAACCCGACGAGGAUGCGGCGGACGCGGCAGACGUCGAGAGCGCGAUGCGCGAGGGUCAUGCGCCUGUAGAUAGCCCCUCGACGCCCCACGCGCCCCUCUCGGCGGUUCCGCGCCGCCUGACGCCCUCGGUGACGCCGCGCCGGGCGCCCCAGGAUACCCCGACUGGCCCGGACAGUAGCGCGGACGUCUCUGCGCUCGUGGGGCCUGUCCAGACGCCGCCGAGUCAGGAAGCGUCCGCCGCGUAUACCCCCUACUCUGUGCGAGUCGGCCAGCGGCGCGAUCACCACGACGCCAAGGCGACGGCGCGGAAGCAGCAGGCGCAUCUGCCGCCGCCCGCUGCCCCAUCGCCGCUCGACGAGCGCGCGAACCGCACGUCGUCGCCGCUCAUCGGCACGCUGCCCCGCUCGGCGCCGCGGCCCACGGCCGCCGCGGCGCCGUCGCCGAGCCCGGUGCGGCGCGUGCGCCACUCGCUCACGGCGCUGCCCGAGCCUGCGCACGCGUGGCGCAGCAGCGCGUUCCGUGCGCCGCAGUACGCUGUCGAGCAGCGCCGCGCACGCGCAGAGUACGAGGCGCGCGUCUGGGAGCUGUGCAGCGACUUUGCGCUGACGUCCCCCGCGCAGCUCGUGCCGUUUAUGGAGCCAGAGGAAGGCGACAUUGACGGGUGCCGGCGGCGACUCGAGGCGUACCUCGACUCGCUCGCCGACUACUACGACACGGAGCGCACGACGAUCCUCGAGCUGCUCGAGGCGCAGCUCGGGAGCUUUGAGCAGGUCGUGCGUGUGCUCGAUAUCCAGCAGCGCUCGCUCGAGCGCUCGUUUGAGCGCUCGCGGUCUAUGGAUCGUUCGCGGACUGCGAAAUAG
Molecule: messenger RNA, 1716 nt
Organism: Malassezia japonica
Lineage: Eukaryota; Fungi; Basidiomycota; Malasseziomycetes; Malasseziales; Malasseziaceae
Exons: 2
Coding region: 1-1716 (571 amino acids)
Source: RefSeq, a predicted model, not a curated record